Molecule: messenger RNA, 2209 nt
Organism: Amphibalanus amphitrite
Lineage: Eukaryota; Metazoa; Arthropoda; Thecostraca; Balanomorpha; Balanidae
Product: CDP-diacylglycerol--inositol 3-phosphatidyltransferase-like
Exons: 2
Coding region: 414-1055 (213 amino acids)
Biological process (GO): phosphatidylinositol biosynthetic process
Cellular component (GO): Golgi apparatus; membrane
Molecular function (GO): CDP-diacylglycerol-inositol 3-phosphatidyltransferase activity
Source: RefSeq, a predicted model, not a curated record
AGCGUUAACAUUUAUCAAGGGCAUGCUUUUCAAAACUGAUCUUGAUUAUCAUCUGAUUGCUACUUGCAUGGAUUAAUUAUCCAACAUUGAUCGUCGAGGAUUGACUUUGCAAUGAAAUUAGGGAUCAACUUUUUGAAAGAUGCUGCGAUAUAAUAAGGCUCACAAUCGAUCACAGCAAAUGCAGCAUAAAUAGAACAGCUGGAGACUGUCGACUUGUGUACGCUUAUUACGCUGCAGCCUGCAGCGUGAUUCAUUAGAAGCCAAGGGGCUCGAAGCCAUAGGAAACGCGUUGCAGUCUUGGUAGUUCAAGUUGUCGUUGCAUCGGUUGAUUUCCACGUUUCGGGGCAGUGGCGUGGCCUGCGACGUUGCGAGCUGUUUGACUCCAUCCAGCAGUCUACCCACGCCCGGCCACCAUGGAUAACGUGUAUCUGUUCGUGCCGAACCUGAUCGGGUAUGCGCGCGUGGUGCUGGCGCUGCUCUCGCUAUGGUUCAUGGCGGAGCGGCACGCGGCGGCGGCCGCGUGUUACGUCAUCAGCGGCCUGCUGGACGCGCUGGACGGACACGCGGCGCGCCUGCUGAACCAGAGCAGCCAGUUCGGCGCCAUGCUGGACCAGCUGACGGACCGGUGCGCCACCAUGUGCCUGCUGGCCUGUCUGUGCGCCUUCUACCCACAGCACAUGUUCUGGUUCCAGCUGAGCAUGGCUAUCGACAUCUCGUGCCACUGGAUCCACCUGCACGUGACCACGCUGCGCGGCCGCACUAGCCACAAGACCAUCGGCGGCGAGGGCUCGGCACUGCUGCGCCUCUACUACUCCUCGCGGCCGGUGCUGUUCUUCAUGUGCGCAGGCAACGAGCUCUUCUACUCGAUGCUGUACCUGCUGCACUUCACCGAGGGCCCAACGCUGCUCGGACUGGGCCUAGUGCGCGCGCUGGUCGUUCUCUCCGCGCCUGUGGCCGUUGUUAAGUCCGGUAUCGCGCUCGUCCAGGGCUACGGCGCCUGGGUCGAGCUCGGCCGCAAAGAUAUGGAGGACCGGGCGGCCGCCAAGGCGCACUAGACGCCCGCGCGGGCGGGCAGCAGCGGCCCGGUCUGCUGUGAGAUCAAACGGGCGCGCCGACUGGGCGAGGAUGUCCGCGCGCCGCCGCCGCCACGGCCUCUCCCGGCCCUAGCAGGGUGCUAUUCAGUGUUGUGUUGUGAUCCUCCGGCCAAUGUAUCGUAGUGGCGCCGCGGAGCCAGGAGAGCUCUUUAGAUGAGGAACUGUUAACUGUUUAACGUAGGUCUGUCGCCGAACUGUGCUGUGGUUUAGCCUGGCGUUUACUGUAGAACUAAUGUCGUUUAUCUACGGGAAAGUGUUAUACUCCGUUUUGCUGCCAUUGAAAGACGAAAGUGAACGAAAUAUUUUGUGUUGCUUCUGGGUUAAACAACCCCAUAUUCUAUUACUUCGAAAUGCAUUUGAUCGUUCAUUCCUGCAAACUCUUGGAAUCCAUUUUACGAUUUAUCAAGUGACUCGUUUGACUUUUUCACAGAUGCUCUCUUCCGUGCGUUAAAGGUGUGUCCGCUGUUUGGUGGACUUGGAUUAGGUCGUAAUUACCAUAACUUCUUCGCUCUCUGAUCUCAUUGUUUUCCGCCAUAAAUUUAUUCUUAAAAGCCUCGCGUAUGCUAGAAAUGUGUAGAUCGGUGUUGAAUGACUGAACUCAGCAAUGAACUUAGCAAUGGGCAUUUGUUAGUCCCGUCGAGUGUCGUUUUCGCGUCAUGGACAUUCGUCUAUGUUCUAGAACAAAGAUGGUCUACCGACCACUUAUCCAUAUUAUGAACACUUAAACGAAGACAUCUACAUGUGUGUCAUACAUGGUCGGGUAUUUCUGCUUUAUUUUCCGCACUCAUACUGCAUGCAUUAAUGUAGGAUGUUCCGCGUCCACCUGUUUGCGGCUAUUGGACAUUAAAUUCAUACCGACCGCUAGCGAUAUUUAAAGUAUCUCUGAAUUACAAGACUAUAACACUACUGUUGUUCAUCAGUAUGCCUACAGUAUUUAAUGCGUAUAUAGGUUCAUACUUAAGUCACGGCUGUCUGUUCUUGACAUUUGAUGAGUGUUCGCGUAUCCCAACUCUUGGACGCCUGUAGGCAUGUUUCGUUGUGAUGGCAUUGCUUUGUCUCAGACCGACCUUGCUGCAAUUAGCGAUGGAUGUGAUAAAUACAGAACGACGAAAGAG